Molecule: messenger RNA, 822 nt
Organism: Spirodela intermedia
Lineage: Eukaryota; Viridiplantae; Streptophyta; Magnoliopsida; Alismatales; Araceae
Source: the annotation of a GenBank genome assembly
AUGAGCGAGAGAGAGACGAGGGACUUCAUGAGCGUCGACUCCUUCUCCCAGCUCCCCUUCAUUCGUUCCACUCCCCCCGGUGGGGGAAAGAGCCCCAGCGGCUCCACUUCCGCCAGCGGCAUCCGCCUUUUCGGCAUCGAGUUCUCCCACGAACCCGACGUCGUAGAGGAUGAGGCUUCCACCAAGGACACGGCUAGCAAUGUCACCAGCGGCGGCGCUGCGGCGGCGGAGACUACCCGCAAGUUCGAGUGCCACUACUGCUGCCGAAACUUCCCCACAUCGCAGGCCCUAGGCGGUCACCAGAACGCCCACAAGCGCGAGCGGCAGCACGCCAAGAGAGCUUACCUCCAGUCGGCCAUGGCGGCCCAGCACCACCAGGCCCACGGCUACGGGAUCGUGAACUACCACCACCUCAACUCCAUCCCAUCUACCGCUCGCUUUGGCGUUGGCCACAGCUUCGAGUCGCCGCCUUCAUGGAACGGUGCAGCACCUGGUGGGGGUCUUGUGGGAGCUCGCUUCUACGGUGGUCCCGGAUCCGUUUCUCAGCCCAUCAACGGCAGCCCGCUGCCGGGGAUGUGGAGAAUCCCCCCAGUGCAUGGCAGCCGUGGCUUCCCCUCGACGCAGAGCGGCCUGUCGACGGUUCUACCUCUACUCGGAAGCGAGGAUUUGAGGGCAGCUGGAGGAGGUAGGAUGGAACUCGGCGGUGGAGGCGCCGCCAUCGCCAGGUCGGUUUCCUCGGCUCCGUCGCCGCAGGGUCGAUUUGUGUAUGAAUCGGCCGCUGCAGGAGUGAAGGAACACUUGAGUCUGGAUUUGCGUUUGUAA